AUGAUGACCGGCCAUCGUCUGGAAAACUGCCGCUCCUUGCACUUGAACGAGGACAACGGGCGCUUCGUGCUGCUCGCCCUCCUCGUCAUCAUCUACCUGCUGUGCGGCGCUGCGGUCUUCUCUGCCAUCGAGAGGCCCUCCGAGCUGCAGGCUCACGGCCGCUGGAACGGGACGCUCCGCAACUUCAGCGAGACCUUCAACAUCAGCCUGGGGGAGCUUAACUCUUUCCUGCGGGAGUACGAGGCAGCCUUCGCCGCUGGGAUCCGAGCUGAUGCUCUUAGACCACGAUGGGAUUUUACAGGGGCUUUUUACUUUGUUGGAACAGUGGUGUCAACCAUAGGUUUUGGGAUGACAACCCCUGUGACAGUUGCAGGCAAAGUGUUCUUGAUCUUCUACGGGCUCCUGGGCUGCGCUGCCACGAUUCUCUUCUUCAAUCUCUUUCUGGAGCGAAUAAUCACAUUGCUUGCGGUUGUCAUGAAAGCCGUGAGGGAGCGGCGGAUCAGAAACAGCGGCCUGCUCCCACCAGGGGUUCACCGGGACUUCUCGGCUUUCUGUCUACCUGGCUGGAAACCCUCCGUUUACCACGUUAUGCUGAUUCUAGCCCUAUCAGCCAUCAUCAUCUCCUGCUGUGCUUCGGCCAUGUAUAGCCCUGUGGAGGGCUGGACCUACUUAGAUUCGCUGUACUUCUGCUUUGUGACCUUCAGCACCAUCGGCUUUGGGGACUUUGUAAGCAGUCAAACUGCAUCUUAUGAGUACCAAGGUCUCUACCGGGUGGCCAACUUCUUCUUCAUGUUAACAGGAGUGUGCUGCAUCUACUCGCUCUUCAAUGUCAUCUCCAUUGUUAUCAAGCAGGUGCUCAACUGGUUGCUAGAGAAGAUGAGCUGCUUGUUUUGCCAGCGUUGUAAUAAGGCCAGCACCUUCCUGGGCAGACGUAACGCAAUCCGACCGGGUUCCAAGGGUCGCCAUCCGCCAUACGGACCGUGCGACAGUGACACAGAAGGCCGCAGAAUGUCCGGGGAGAUGAUCUCUAUGAAAGACUUGGCUGCUUCCAACAAGGUGUCACUGGCCAUAAUGCAGAAGCAGCUUUCUGAGUCGGCUAAUGGCUAUCCCAGGACGGUUUGUGGCAGCUCACGCCAAAAUGGUUUCUCCGGGGGAGUGGGAGCCCUAGGCAUUAUGAACAACAGACUGGCAGAGACCAGUAACUCCAGGUAGAGGAUAAACCCAGACACUGGAAGCAGCUUUAAGAAACACUUGUCAAGUCAACGUGUUAUCCACAAUACACAGGACUGUAUGGAUUAAUGUGGCUCGGAUUUCCACUGUGAUGAGAGGGAUCCUUGACUAUUAAACAUUGAUCAUCAAGCAGCAGGGUAAAUUACUCUGAACGAGUGACAACCACCAAACAAUUUAAAUAGGAUCUCUGUUUAUGAAGCAGUGAAAGCAUUUGGAGCAAUGUCUACUGUUUGUUUGAAUAUAUACUGUAUAUAUAUAUAAAUGACCAUAAUCAGUGGUGAUAUUAAUAUUUAAGAAAGAGUAUACUAACUGAAUGAUACAGCACAUACCAAUCUAUGCAUUAUACAUCUUGUGAAUUAUUUUUGCACCAUGUCCUAUACCUUCUUUUAACUUUAGGGUAUCUAAGAGUGGCAGCAAAGGAAUUUAUAAGCAUGAUGUAGCAGAUGUGUUGUCGCUGCACUGGGAGGGGCUUACAGUGUGUUAAACUAACAGGCAACAAGACAUCUUGCUGUGCUCGGUUGAAAUAAGUCUUUUUCUCGAGAGAGUCACUGGCCUUAUCAGCUCUGACCAUGUUUCUGUGUAAGAGAAAUACCUUUCAAUGUUUCCCUCUCACAGCUGCGUGUGGAAAGGAAAGCAAAUGUUAAAGACUUGCAAUGUAUUAAUUAAUCAGUCUUUGUACCGAGGAAAUGUACCUGUAUAAAAGAAUAAAUGAGCUGUACGUUUU
Messenger RNA from Syngnathus typhle (broad-nosed pipefish), 1954 nucleotides. RefSeq names its product potassium channel, subfamily K, member 12 (gene kcnk12). The transcript is spliced from 2 exons. Gene Ontology annotation, molecular function: potassium ion leak channel activity. Lineage: Eukaryota; Metazoa; Chordata; Actinopteri; Syngnathiformes; Syngnathidae. Gene Ontology annotation, biological process: stabilization of membrane potential; potassium ion transmembrane transport. The record is from RefSeq and is a predicted model, not a curated record. Gene Ontology annotation, cellular component: membrane. The coding region runs from base 1 to 1212 and encodes 403 amino acids.